Molecule: messenger RNA, 1119 nt
Organism: Laetiporus sulphureus 93-53
Lineage: Eukaryota; Fungi; Basidiomycota; Agaricomycetes; Polyporales; Laetiporaceae
Product: alpha/beta-hydrolase
Exons: 11
Coding region: 1-1119 (372 amino acids)
Biological process (GO): proteolysis
Cellular component (GO): fungal-type vacuole
Molecular function (GO): serine-type carboxypeptidase activity
Source: RefSeq, a predicted model, not a curated record
AUGAUCUUCUGGUCACUUUCAGGUCCAUGCAGAGUCACAAGUCCAGACAAUACAGAUUUUAAUCCCUACUCAUGGAAUGAGCAAGCCAACAUUUUCUUCAUAGACCAACCCAUCGGCGUCGGAUUCUCUUAUGCGGAGUAUGGCGAAGCGGUUAGUACGACAAAUGAAGCAGCCAAGGAUAUCGCGGCCUUCGUCGCCAUCUUUUUCGAGCAUUUCAGCAAGUUCAAGGGUCGGCCGUUCCACAUGGCCGGUGAAUCCUACGGGGGUCGCUACAUACCCGUAUUCGCGUCCGAAGUGUACGACCAGAAUUCCAAGCUGGUAGAGGCUGGGAUGUCUCCGAUCAAUUUGACCUCGAUAAUGAUAGGCAACGGCUGCACCGACUUUCCCUCCAUGACGGCGUCAUAUUAUGAUAUGCAAUGCAAGCCGAUUUCGGGCCAUCCUGUACAAGAUAUCAAUUCCUGCAUCCGGAUGAAGCAAGCAUUGCCGCGUUGCGAGAAGUGGUUGAAGAAGUCCUGCGAUGACCAGUUUGACAAAAUAAGCUGCGAGGCGGCUGACCUAUUUUGUGAGAUGGAGUUGUCAGAUCCGUAUUACGCCACAGGCUACAACCCGUACGACAUCAGCAAACUCUGUGAAGGUCCGAUUGAAGACACAUUAUGCUACCCAGUGACAAAGACAAUUGCCGCGUAUCUUGAUAAACCCAAGAUCCGCUCGCUCAUCGAUGUCGAUCCCUCACUCACGAGCAACUUCUCCGGCUGCAGUAACACCGUCGCUGUCGCGUUCUCGAUGACCGACGAUGCGUACUUCCCGACGCAGUACUAUAUCGCUGCUUUGCUCGAGCGUGGGAUCCGCGCGCUAGUAUACGCCGGUGCAAACGACUGGAUCUGUAACUGGGUUGGGAACGAUCGCAUGGCGUUAGCGCUGGAGUGGACAGGCCAGGAGGCAUUUGUCUCUCAGCCUUUGAGAGAAUGGAAGAUCGAUGGAGCAGUAGCUGGAUUGACGAGAAGCUCAGGGCCAUUCACCUUCCUCACUCUGGACGGAGCGGGGCAUAUGGUUCCGUAUGACAAGCCGAAGCAAGCUUUGGAGAUGCUCAAGCGGUGGCUGGCACAGGAGGAGAUGUAG